GGGGAUGGAUUCGGCGGAAGAUUCAAGGAAAGAUCCGCCGCUGGGAUCCACAUUUUCCUCAGCGCCCAAUUUAGAUUCGGACAUUAAUGCAAAUGCCCACAGGCCUGUUUAUGAGAACGGGACAGACCACAAUGUCAACAUCCAAAACGCAGCCCUGCGAGGAGCGAGUGACCCCAGCGCGUACCCCUCCACAGACUACCAGGGGCUCAUCCGCCAGAGGUUCGUCCGCCGGAGCUUGUGGGUGUCCGACUCCGAGGAGCAGCCGGUGGACACGCCGGAGUGUGUCAACAGCAGCUCGGUGCUCACCAUUGACCUGCGGACCAUCGUUGAUCGGAGUCGGACUCGGGCUCUGCACGGGACCCGGCUGGGCCUCGGGGAGACCUCGAGCACGGAGAGUCAGGUGGGGCCGAAGGACAGCGCCACAGAGAGCUUGAGCGCCGACGAGCAGAAGAGGGACAGGGGCGAAACCGAGCCAAAGGCAGAGGUCGCGCCCACGGAUGUCACAGGUAAAUCAGGAAGUGACGAGAACGAAGAGGAGCCCGGGAUGAAGGCGGUGUCCACUUCACCUGGGGGGCGCUUCCUCAAGUUCGACAUUGAGCUGGGGAGAGGGUCCUUCAAGACCGUCUAUAAAGGUCUUGACACCGACACCUGGGUCGAAGUGGCAUGGUGUGAACUCCAGGAACGGAAACUGUCCAAGGUGGAGAGACAGAGGUUCAAGGAGGAGGCAGAGAUGUUAAAGGCUCUCCAGCAUCCCAACAUUGUGCGAUUUUAUGACUUCUGGGAAUCGCCGGUUAAAGGGAAGAAGUGUAUCGUUCUGGUGACAGAGCUAAUGACCUCAGGGACACUAAAAACGUAUCUGAAGCGUUUUAAGGUGAUGAAGCCUAAAGUUCUGAGGAGCUGGUGCAGGCAGAUUCUCAAAGGCCUCCACUUCCUCCACACACGGACUCCUCCAAUCAUCCACAGAGACCUCAAGUGCGACAACAUCUUCAUCACUGGUCCCACAGGCUCUGUCAAAAUAGGAGACCUGGGCCUGGCGACACUGAAGAGGGCCUCCUUUGCUAAAAGUGUUAUUGGCACUCCAGAGUUCAUGGCCCCAGAGAUGUAUGAGGAGCACUAUGAUGAGGCUGUGGAUGUCUACGCCUUUGGGAUGUGUAUGCUAGAGAUGGCCACCUCAGAAUACCCCUACUCUGAGUGCCAAAACGCUGCUCAGAUCUACCGCAAAGUCACAAGUGGGGUGAAACCUGCCAGCUACAGUAAAGUCAGUGACCCAGAAAUUAAGGAAAUAAUCGGGGAAUGUAUCUGUCACAGAUGGGAGGAAAGGUACUCCAUCAAGGACCUCUUGAAUCACGCAUUCUUUGCAGAGGAUACAGGAGUGAGGGUGGAGCUCAAUGAAGAUGACGAUGGGAAGAAGUCAUCCAUUGCUCUCAAGCUGUGGGUUGAGGACCCUAAAAAGCUGAAGGGGAAGUACAAGGACACUGGUACCAUUGAGUUUACCUUUGACUUGGUGAGCGAGGUCCCAGAGGUCGUUGCCCAAGAAAUGGUGGAAUCGGGUUUUUUCCUGGACUGUGAUGUGAAGAUAGUCGGGAAGUCCAUCCGGGACCGCGUGGCUCUCAUCAAAUGGAGGAGGGAGCGGACUGUCUCAUCAGGAAAUGGCGAGGCUGUGGUGAAGAAGGCGCAGCAGAAUCUGCUGCAGGUGCCCGGUACCGGUGUAUCACAGGCAGCCACAUUAGCUACGACCGAUUACGAGGACCAAGAGGUGGAGCAGCACACCCUGAUCUGCACCGUCCCCGCCACCACGUCUGCCACAUCUGACAGCGGGGUGGGCUCUACCAUGCAAUUAGAUGAUCUAAACAAUCAGCAAAAUGGCCCCUACCAGUCGCUUCCAGAGCCCAUUUCCGCAGCUCAGCCGAUCUACAGUCCUCCUGCACAGGUUGACCCUCAGCUGCACCAGGGGCCCUACCAGCAACCCACAGCACAGGCCUCGCAUGAAAACUACACACAAACAUCCACUCCAUUACACCAGGGAGCCUACCAGCAAACCACGGGUCAGCUGCAUCCUGGGGCCUAUCAACAACCUGUGGCACAACUGCACCAGGGGCCUUAUCAGUCUCAAACAACAGUUUCUGCUCCUGCUACGCCAGCCCCUAUUGUGCACCAGAGUAGACAGACAGCACAGAGCUUCCCAGCUGCAGCCCCCACUCUACAGCCGCAGCUUACUGCCCAGCCCAGCCAGGAGCAGUGCCAUCUCCAACCAGCUGCUGUCCUGCCCCAGCUGUUAUCUGCUGACCAGCCUACAUCUCACCUGAGUCCUCCUGACAUAUCUACCAGUUUUCCACAGUCAGUCUCCAGUGCUGCUCCCCCACUCCUGCCUCUGCAGAUCAGCACACAGUUUCCCUCACCAUAUCCUGUUGUUCAAACAGGGGGCAUCAAGCCCCCCCCUGUCCCUCUAGGUCCUCUGCCAUGUGCCUACAGCAGCAGUGGUCCUCCUAUGUCUAGCUCUCACUUCUCACCUUCACCUCGCCAUCCCUCCCUUCCUCUGACCCCUCAUGCUGCCUUUCCCUCUAUACCUACCCUCGGCACCCCUCAGACCCCACUGUCGUCACCUCAGCACGUGCCCAAUGUGGUACUCACUGUUCCACUUCUUGCCAUGGCCAUGUCCCCCGCAAUGUCCCAGCAGCAGGGCGGCUCUUUCGCAUCUCAGACAAACCUCACUAGCCUCCACACCACCCAUCCCUUACCUCUCUCCCAGGUACAACCCACCCCAUAUCCCGCCCCCCACCCUGAGCAGGAACUGGCUGAGCAGCCUGUCCAGGUACAGGCGAUUGCACCACAGGGGAAUUUGGGAGAUGUUCACCUUUUGGCUCCUGUCCACCCUGUCUUACCUGCUGUUCAGAAUCAUCUCUGGGCAAGUGGAGCAGAGGCAGAAACUACUGCAGCUGGACUAGACUUAACUGUAGCCCCUACAGUUCCAGCUCAAGUCCCAGCCUCAUUCUCAAUUUCAGUCUCAGCUACAGCCCAAGUUGAAACUCAAGCCCCAGCACAAACGCCAGCUCUGGUCCCAGCACAAAACCAACCACCAGUCCCAGGAUCAGCUCAAGCUGCAGCCACGUCUCAAGCUGCAGCUUCAACCCUUGUUAAAGCCACAACUUCAGCCCCAGUUCAAGCAUCAGUCUCUGCAUCCGGUCCAACUUUUGAACCACCAAAAAGCUCAUCUACUAGCUCAGAGACAUCUUCUGCAAUUGGAAAACUCAAACUAUCAGUCGCAGGCUUAGCCUCUGCCCCCGUCCCCGUCACGCUGCCAGCCUUGGUUCAGUCUGCAGCCCCUGCUCAUGCUCCAGCUUCUGCUCUGCAGCCUGCUGGCAGCCAGACAACAGUGUCAGUGUCUGAGUGUGCCAGCCUGGCCACGACUCAGCAAAACCUCGAGUCGACAUCUGCAUCCAGCACCCUUCAACAAGAGGCCUGUGUAGAGGAUGUGUUUCAGGAGAAACCAGUAUCUUUACCCAGUUACGCCUAUGACAGUCUCAACUCUGAUGUGGCAUCUGGUAAGGAAACAAGUGAUGGCUAUGACAGCCUGGCUAGUGGGGGGAAGGGGGACGGAAAACCCAGGAAACACCACCGCAAGUCUGCCCGCACACGUUCCCGACAAGAGAAGACCAGCAAGCCCAGACUGAGCAUGCUCAAUGUUUGCAACACUGGCGAUAAAAUGGUCGAAUGCCAGCUGGAGACUCACAACCACAAAAUGGUGACCUUUAAAUUUGAUCUGGAUGGAGAUGCUCCAGAGGAAAUUGCGACUUACAUGGUAGAGAAUGGCUUUAUCCUGCUCUUAGAGAAGGAGAUCUUUAUUGACCAGCUGAAGGACAUUGUGGAUAAAGCUGAAGACAUGCUUAAUGAAGACACAGAGGGUGAAAGGACCUCCAACUUGAGCUGUAGUCCUCAACAAGGACAAAUCUGUGAAGGGCUGGUAGGAGAGAGUCAGCAGCCUGGAGCACCUCAGCCUGUCUAUCAGCAGAACGUUCUUCACACAGGAAAGAGAUGGUUCAUAAUCUGCCCUGUGGAGGAGACGCCCACAUCCAGCCAGGAGACUCCAUCUGAUGGCACAGCUACGCAGUCUCCUGGGAGUUCAGCCACCACCCAGCCUGCUGACAGUGGCACUGCAAGGCCUCCUGCAUCCAGAGAAGAGGGCUCAUCCUCCACAAUGUCAGGUGGAAGUGGAGGUUUCACCUAUGAUGUGUAUGGAUUCUGCAGCCCUCCAAUAAUGUCCAACACAGACCCCCUCCUCUUAGCCACACUGUCUCCCCCAGUGUCUGCUCCCCCGACUCUUCAGUCAGUGGAGCCUACGGGCAGCUCGGUGCAGCACAGUGUUCACCAGGCGCAGCCAGCCAGAGCUCAAACUUUGCCCCCGUCAUCCCCACAUACGUCUUUCACAGUUGAUGAGUCCCAGGGAUCCCCUUUGGGCUCCAUCUCCCCGAUCCAUGCAGCUCAGCAGAUGUCUGACAUGACGUGUCCCGUUUCUGUGGCUGACGAGGUACCCUGCUGCCCUCUGGUCAUGCCCCUGUCUCUGGAUGUGAGCGGUUUACAGGGGGGGUCUCCUCUCACUCCUCUUCCACUCCAGGAGCCAGGUUCAGCCAAAGAGCCGCUGUCUGUCUCUUACGCCUCUGCAACGCGGAGCGAGCGUCCACAGCAGCCUGUGGUGCUCCACCAGCCGUUUUCUAGCGUGGCGGGUACGAAAGUGCCCUCGCUACCCCAGAGCCCGGCACCGUCCCAGCACGGCGCAGGGCCCGGCGAGUCAGAUGGCGAGGGACGGCUGGGCCGCGGGGGCUUUGUGGACAGCACGAUAAAAACACUGGAUGAGAAACUAAGGAACUUGCUCUACCAGGAAUAUGCUCCCAUGUAUCCAUCAGGCAGCGCUGCAGAGACACCAGGCUCCGGCACCGAGUACAUCCAGUCUCCUCCUGGUCCAGACAGCGCCACAGGAGGGUCAGGGAACAGCACGCCAGGGCCGAUGGGGGAGGGACGCUACAGGGCAGGAGAACAGCUGCCUCAAAUUCCAGAGAGAAUGGAUAGUUUGAGCACACUGAGUGACUCAGCCGUGUGUGCUUCCCUGUCAAGAAGGCACGUUCCUCACUCUGCUUCCUGCUCUGGAACCAGAGGAAGAUUUAAGAUAAUCUCUGUUCCUCCUGAAGUGGCCAACAGACGAGAUGUGAAGCAAAGGAGCUGGAGCAGCGCUGCCUCACCGGCGCACCCUGGAGGAUUCAGCGGGGAACAUCCUCAGGUUGAGGUCAUGGCUGCCUCCACCACAAUUGGCCGUUUCUCUGUGGUGAGCACUGAAGAUGACAUUACACAGAGGACACGCUGCAGCCGCUACUCUGCCCCGCCUGAUUUCUACCUGGACACACCUCCUUCCAUGGCCAAGCGGGGCUCCCUGCCUCGCACCCUGACCUCACCCUCGGUCCCUGUGGACGUCACGGUCCAUGCUCGUUUCCUCUCAUCAGACUCUGGGGCUGAGAGCAGCCCCGCAAAGCUGGCUCCCGCCACCCCGUCUCAACACACUCGCUCCGAGCGCAGAGGAAGUGACCUCAUGAAGAGGGCAGUGGCCUUCCUCCGUCGCUCAGGGCGCAGCAGCAGUGUGCAGAGCUCUGACUCACCGAGCAGGCAUGGAGGCGUGCACGGCUCGGCCUACGCCAGCAGUGAUAAUGACUCAGAGAUGGAGGACUCGGACAUGAAGAGGGAACUACAGAGACUCAGGGAGAAACAUCUGAGGGAGAUCUCUGAGCUGCAGGCCAAUCAGCGAGGGGAAGUGGAGCUGCUCUAUCGACGGCUCGGCAAAGCUCCUCCUCCUGGCCUGGGUCUCUCGCACGUUGCGCCACACGCCGGCCGGAGAAAGAGGUCCAGCAAGCACAGACUGAAGCCUGGCAAGCUUCUCAGCCCCCUGGUUCAACAGUUUAGAAAUGUCACCACAAAGAGCAGUGACUCCAGCAGAUCCAGUGCUGCUACAGGUGCAGGUGAGCCCACAGUGAGUUUAAACGGCUCUCCGGCCAAACGGUCCUUCCCCACUCACGGCAGGGCGCGGUCAUGCACCAGCCACCUCCCCACCUCCACCUCAGAGCCCGUGCAGACCCAGCAGCCCUGUUCCCUCAAGGGCUCGUUGUCCUCUGAUAACAUUUACGCUGGACUACAUGGAGAUGGCUCCGGCACACACGCUCCGCCCGGACAAGGUGAUCACCAGCUACACACAACAGAACAUCUUCACUGCUGGUCUAAUUACCCUCAAACAUCCGAGAGAGUGACCUAUAAAUCGAGUAGCAAGCCACGAGCUAGAUUUCUCAGUGGGCCUGUGUCUUUGUCUAUCUGGUCAACACUGAAGCGACUGUGUCUUGGCAAAGAGCGUGGCAGCAGGUCUGGAGCCGGGCCAGGGGCUUUCAAUCAAUCACAGCAGCCGCCUGCCGGUGCCACGCCUCCUUCUCAUCAGCCAGUAAUGGGACUGGCCCAAGCUCAGGCCAAUAACAGCAACAACAAGACAGGCACGUACACUGGUGCAUCCAUGAGUGCCAAUGAAAACAACCUGCCUGAAGACUUACAACGGCUGAUGGACGACUGGGCCCAGGAGGUUCUCAUUGUCACCCACAGGGCGCGCACUAACUCUCUGAGCAUCACCGGGCAGCAGCUUUGGGAUCAAGUUGUGCCUCGAACACAUGGACAACUGACUAGUGCAUCAGAUGCAUCAUCAUGGACAACCCCAGGUCCAGAGGCCUGCAGUCCUCCCCUGUCAUGGCCUGACAGCCCUGGGUCAACAAUGAUGAGCACCCCCUCCACAGCGCCCCAUCCCAGUAAUCAGCUACGCUCUCCUGCUCCGUUCAGGGCCUUGUCCUCACCGUUCCCGGUCGGCCACUGGCCUGGGUUUCACUUCCCCCUUCCUGCAGGAGUCUUUGCCUUUCCUGCCGUGCCCUCAGCCCAGGACGCCCCCAGCCCCGCUCGAGCUCCAUCAUAUCAGCCACCCGACCCCAAAGCCAGGACUCUCUAAUUUGAGUAGCAUUGUGUCUUCCAAUUCUGUUACCAAAAAGAAAUCUCAUGAUAGGUCUAGUCAAUCUUAUGUGCAUAUACUGUAUAUAAUUAACCAGCAUGAAUUUGACCAUAUGUACAUACUCGUCUCCAUUCUGGAGUUUUAUGUUAUUUGUUUCAUUUGCAUCAACAUACCUCAUGUCCAUAUUGCAGUACAUAAUCCUCGAGUGCAGUGUAAUGGUAGUAGUACAAUUAAAAGAUGUAUAAUCAGCCCAAUCAGGCUUAAAAGUGCAGAUUUUUGUCAUUGCUUAUGUAUGUACCUUACCAUCCAUUGAAUGUACAUAAUGUACUGGUCAUUCAUGCUGUGUUUAUAAAAAUUCUUCAUGUUUGUGUUGCUCAUAUCACCCCAUAUAUAAGCUGCCGUGUGUAUAUAUGAAUUCUUGUUAGUCUGUACAUAGCUCCUGUGUUUGUACAGUUAGAUAGAUAAUCCAUAGGUUGGUGCUGCAGAUACGUGUCUUAAUGCAACACCUUAUUAGCCACCAUCAUGCCGUCACUGUGAAGACUUGACAUCCUGGUCACUAGGACCGGUUGCUUUACUCAGCUCUCUCAAUCCAAGGAUAGGUUUCAUUCAUCAUCGAUGAAAUGCUUCCAGCACAAGCGCUUGAAAUAUCCUUAAGAGAUUUGAAUGAACUUGAACUUUAUCUUCAGGUGGGAAAAACACCUGUGAGAGUGCCUUGAAUUGCAGUUUCAAUUUUAUGAAGAAAAGCAUUUAGAUUCAAAGCAGACACUAGAUAUUCUAUAUAUGCUUUCACCUUGAAAGGUAAAUUAUGUGAUUUGAAUAAUGAAUGUGGAUCGAAACAUGUUUAAUUUAGCAACAAAACAUAAUUGAACACUAUAAUCUGGUCAUGUUGCAGUUCAUAAAAUAUCACAGAUUGUAAGACGAAAUCUUGUUCACUGACGUUUCCUUGUGGGAUUGCUCUACCACCUGCACCACGGCCUGCAUGAAUACACGGAUAUUCUGAAUGUGCACAGGUUGAUGUGGUGAGUUACAGGAGGAUAUUGUUAAGAGAAACCGGCAUUGAAACCAUACGACAAGGAGGGCUGAAGGACUCAACGUACGAGUCAAAAUCAUAAUCAUACCAUACCUCUACUAAUGCAAUCUGUAGCUUUACAUAUUGUUGCCUUUGUGGUUUUUAAGAGAUUACUGUGUGGCUGGUUGUUGUUUGAUAAAUGUUGAUGAUACGAUGAUGUUAGAGGCACACAAAGAAUGUGAAUUAUUGAGAAGCCACAACUGUUUGACAUGUUAUUUGUACAAUGCAUAGGUUUUCUAAAUUAUGUUUAUUAGAUGCUGCCCUCACUAGAUCAUCUGGCUCACACAGCUAAUUGUGUGUAUUAUGGCGGACUGAAUUCAAAGAUCUCCACCAACCACUACCCCAUCACAGAUUCAGUUAUUGCAAUACUUCUCUUUUAUAACUUCUAUAAUUCUCUCUGAAGAAUAGUUUCUUGGAUGCAUCAGUGUUUUUAUGCAUCUGCAGAAACAAAGCUGUGACAAAAAUGUAUGACGUAGGAUGGGUAUAAUGAGUCAGACAGUUUUUCAAAACUGAGAGAGCUGUUAUAGACAAAUUUUUUAGUGCUGUUUGUGCUGACGACAGACUGAACUUAACAAAGCAGUUAUUCAGAUCUCUUUGUUGCCUGUUUCCCAACUCAUAGCUCCUUCAGUUCUGACAUGCUUUUCACAGCUACAAGGGUAAUCCAGCGAUUUAGUUUUGCACUUCCUUGUGAGUUGGAUGACUCACAAGAGGCAGAUUUUUUUUUUUUUUUUUUAAAGUGUUAAAAGAGGCCAAAGUAUGCUGACUUUUAGUCCAGAGUAUGGGUCACGCUCCAGAAAUGCUGGAACCUACAAUUCCCAUAAUCCGGCUCAGUGUGUUCAAAUUUUUCAGAGCCACAGGAGACACUAUACAACAGGUUUCACAGACUAAGUAGUGCUUCUUGUGAUGUAAACUGAACUUUAUAUGUAAAAUCUCUGGAGUGCUCCUUUAAAAUCCUCCCACAUUUGCACAGUUUGACAAUAUUUUCAGUUAAACUGAAUAUUUGUCUUAGUGGUUUCUACUAUGAUAACAUAUAGAUUUUUUUUUUUUUUUGUUUUCUUGAGAUCAUCUCCUAUGCAGCUAUUUUCUUUGUGCUUUACACAGUAACUCCUGUCUUUGAUCUCUUUAAUGCUUGCAAUGAACGCUAGGUGUAUGAUUGCUUUUGCCUGCUGUAUCACCUGUUUUCUUCGCCAU
Messenger RNA from Chelmon rostratus (copperband butterflyfish), 9281 nucleotides. It is a transcript of the gene wnk2, whose product is annotated as WNK lysine deficient protein kinase 2. Gene Ontology annotation, biological process: intracellular signal transduction; monoatomic ion homeostasis; protein phosphorylation. The transcript has 29 exons. The coding region runs from base 5 to 7021 and encodes 2338 amino acids. Gene Ontology annotation, molecular function: chloride channel inhibitor activity; ATP binding; potassium channel inhibitor activity. The record is from RefSeq and is a predicted model, not a curated record. NCBI's taxonomy places the organism in Eukaryota, Metazoa, Chordata, Actinopteri, Chaetodontiformes, Chaetodontidae. Gene Ontology annotation, cellular component: cytoplasm; cytosol.